AUGUACGAUGACAGCGACGAGUCGAGCGAUGACAAUCGGCCCAGCGGACAUUCAUCAGGACGGAAGCGACUUCCAUUUGAUCCAAAACCUCACCUUGUCACUAUUGUAAAGACGAACACAGGUUUCGGAUUCAAUGUGAAAGGACAAGUUAGUGAAGGAGGACAACUCCGCAGUUUGAAUGGGCAACUUUAUGCUCCUCUGCAACAUGUCAGCGCAGUACUGGCAGAUGGCGCUGCUGAACGAGCCAAUUUGAGGAGAGGCGACAGGAUUUUGCAAGUGAAUGGUGUUAAUGUGGAGGGCGCCACUCAUCGGCAUGUAGUUGAUUUAAUUAAGCAUGGAGGAGAUCGUCUUACAAUGAUUGUCAUAUCCGUAGAAGACUCUGAAGUGGACAGGUUCGAAUGUGGCGAAGAAAGUGUAAUCUCUUAUCGGCAUGAUUAUUCGGAAAGUAGGUCCUUACCGGUCACCAUUCCAAGUUACCACACAGUAAAUGAUGGAGUGGAAAAGUUUGUGGUCUUUAACUUAUAUAUGGCUGGCAGACAUCUUGGCUCACGACGCUACAGUGAAUUUGUUGAGCUUCAUCAACUUUUGCGAAGAGAAUUUGUAGAUUUUUCAUUUCCGAAAUUGCCAGGAAAGUGGCCGUUUUCGUUGUCUGAACAGCAACUGGAUUCAAGGCGGAGGGGGCUGGAGUAUUACCUAGAACGUGUGUGUUCUGUUAAAGUGAUUGCUGAUUCCGAUAUCAUGCAGGACUUUCUUAUGGAAUGUGAUCCAUCGUGUGAGGUGGAGGUACGCGUCCUUCUUCCGGACGGUGGGAAUGUUUGCGUGUCUAUCCGUCGAAAUUCUACCACAUCGCUUCUUUUUGCUCUUCUUGCUCGCAAACUGAACAUGUCACGAGAUAUGGCCCUUUCUUGUGCAAUAUUUGAAACCAUGGAACAAUCAUUCGAGCGUAAAUUGCUGGAUGGCGAAUCUCCUCAUCAGCUGUACAUUCAAAACUAUUCGUGUGCAUCAUCCUCCUGUCUUGUUCUACGAAAAUGGAUCUUCGACCCUGAUCGAGAAAGGCAGUUAUGCCAAAAAGAUCCUAUGUUCCGUCAGUUUGUUUUUCAUCAAGCCGUAGCUGAUGUCAACGAGGUGAUUACAUCAAAACUGAAGAUGUAUCAGUUGAAAGCAGUGCAAAACGAAGGAAAUGCUGAAGAGUUCCUUGAAAUGACUCGUGGAAUGUCCGGUUAUAAUGAGAUUAUGUUUCCACCCUGUUGCUGUCCAACGAGAACAGCUAGUGAUGUAAUAAUGAUUGUGCGAUUUUCAUCCCUUCUAAUGACUGCGGAUCCACCAAUUGAAAUCAAUUGGGAAGAUAUAAUCGAAUAUCAUGUUGUGGAUGGAGGAAGAGCCUUUCAAUUUAAUUUCAAGAGAGAAGGUAAACGAGCGAAGCCAAUAAAGCUGUUUAGCAAUUACGUGAGUUUUACAUAA
Haemonchus placei is the source of this 1461-nucleotide messenger RNA. The record is from the annotation of a GenBank genome assembly. Lineage: Eukaryota; Metazoa; Nematoda; Chromadorea; Rhabditida; Trichostrongylidae.